ACAAUUCAAUUUUCAAAGACAUUUGAAGCAAGUCAUUCAUUGAUAUUCAUAAGUCAAUUCUUAAUAUUCAUAGACAAAAUUACAUGGUCGUUUAUUCAGAUAAAAGCUAGACAUAAUAGUAAUGGAUGUGAACUAAAUUAUUCAAGAUUGCAUUUGACAGUAAACUAGAUAAUUUUAAGAUUGCAUUUGACGAUAAACUAAAUUAUCUAAGUUGUGAAUUAAGUUAUGAAGAUGACACGCCUUUAUAUUUUUUAUUUUAUUUUUACAGUAACAAUUCACUUGAUUGACAAUAACAAUCGCAUCUGUUGUAGUCUUCUCAACCACUAAUAAUAAUUGCAUCUGUUCCCGUGGUAAUUCUAGCAUUGUCUAGCCAACAAAAUGGUAUGGGCUCUAGAGCAUGUACUAGGAUACGAACGAAGUUAUCAUGAUUCUCCAUUGACGUUUCCACGAUUUAUGAAGGCGCGUGGUGUUAGUUUGGUUGGCAAAAAUAUAUCACACUUGCUUGGUAAUUAUUUGGUUAUUGAAGAGCUAAGUGCAACUAAAGAAGAGGUUGCAAAUGAAGUUGUGAGGGAGGCGUUAGAUCGAGCGCCAAGUGGAUAUAUUAAAUGGAGACCAGAUCUUAUUAUUAGUCAGUUAAUUGUUAACAAUCGCCUGUUGGGUGAAGCAAACAAACGACUUGCCGCAAGGAUAUCUCUUCUUGAAUCGGAAACUAGAGAGAUGAAGAAGUUAUGCGGUAGUGCACAAUCCAGUUAUGUGGACGAAGGUGUCUUCAAUGAUGAAAGUGUUGACGAGGACGUCUCCAUGGAUGAGAUUGAAAGAGUUAUUGAAAGGGAGGUGGCAAAUGUAUCAUAUGAUGAAGCACAUCAUGCAUCAAAUCUCUUAACUAGAAUUAAGGACAAGCCAAGAAACCGUGUAAAAAGUGGGGUUCUGCUUUCCCCAUAGGUGAAGGAUGGACGCAUAAAGAAGAAGAUUUAAAUUAGUGUAGUGUUUUGAUAUGAUUGCAAGUAGAUGUUUUUUGAUGCUAUUUUUUAUUUAGUAGGACAAUGUCGCACCUAUAAUAUUAAUGGAAACACCAUAUGUUGUUAGUUACUAACAUUGUUGAACUAUCCUACA
Medicago truncatula (barrel medic) is the source of this 1113-nucleotide messenger RNA. RefSeq lists its product as uncharacterized. Bases 379 to 942 code for a protein of 187 amino acids. The transcript is spliced from 3 exons. Lineage: Eukaryota; Viridiplantae; Streptophyta; Magnoliopsida; Fabales; Fabaceae. The record is from RefSeq and is a predicted model, not a curated record.